AUGUGUAGGAAGACUUUGGUAACUCGAACUCAGCGCGGCCGAGAGGCCCUUGUCGUUGAACAGGCUGUCGCUUUCUUCAAGCGCCCGCCAUCUCUCGGCCGUCCUUUCUUCACCACGCAGGAGCUUCCCGACGUGGAGAAUCGCAAGCGGAAGCCCCUCACAGCCGCUCGCGAUCAUCCUCCCGGCCCUCUCGAGCUCGUAAGGGCAGUCGUGACAGCUGGCGCCGAACACCGCCCGGCGGAGCAGCUGCCAGCUGGCGUCGUCGUCCAGGAACGGAUCCCUAAGCACAUCGGCGUUCUGUGUCGUCACGAGGAUUCGGCUCCCGUUGCCUUCGUCCGGCAGCGCGCCUUUAAUCUGGUUCCAGUCCGUGAGGUCACUCAUGUCGUCCAGCACGAUAAGGUACCUGGUGCCCGACAGGUGGCUGCGCAGGUGGCCGCUCAUGACCUCAUUGAAGGGUCUGUGGAAAGGCAGCAAGUACUGGAAUAUGUCCCCCCGGUCCUGACGGUUGCCCAGCCGUCUAGCCGGUAUUCACGGCCCCAUCUAUCGAAAAUCGUGAAGCGGGUCACGAUGUCCGGGUCGCGGCAGAUGCAUUUAGCGAGCGUCGUCUUGCCUAUGCCGGCCAUCCCCACGACCACGACGACUCGCCGUUUAGGGUCUCGGCUCAGAAGCAUCCCUUUGAGAAGCUCCAAGUUCUUCUCCUGUCCCACAACCUCUCCCAUCUCAAACCUAUCAUUUCUCCAGAUUGUUCUCAUAGUUCUUAAUAUUACCCUGCAAUCAAAUUAG
Striga asiatica is the source of this 783-nucleotide messenger RNA. NCBI's taxonomy places the organism in Eukaryota, Viridiplantae, Streptophyta, Magnoliopsida, Lamiales, Orobanchaceae. The record is from the annotation of a GenBank genome assembly.